AUGGAAAAGCUUGGUGCGCAAGAGGCACAUCAUACAGCUGUUCCCACUGAAAGGGGCCUAGAUGUUCAGCAAUGUUUUGAGAAGCAACUGUCAUUAGGUCGGCCGCUUCAACUGAGUGAACAAGGUCAGAUUCUUGAGGCGGCUAUUGAAGCAGCUGCAAAUGCAGUAAUCAAGAUCGUGGAUAGUUUGAAUGAGUGGGACAGUAGAACAGGUGAUGGUGACUGUGGGUCAACAAUGUAUAAAGGUGCACCUGCGAUAUUAGAGGACUUGGAAACUUAUCCUCUGAAUGAUACUGCUGAAACGGUGAAUGAAAUCGGAUCAUCUAUUGGAAGAGUUAUGGGAGGAAAAAGCAGGAUCAUAUAUAGUAUAUUUUGUAAGGCAUUUUACGCACAAUUAAAAACAAGCACCCGGUCAGAUGUCACAGCAAAGAAAUGUGAGAUGAUUGAAUACUGCAAUAGGGAUGAAGCACUCGAAGCUGCUAUUGCCACAGUUAGUAAAUAUGGGGGAGCCAGUGCUGGCUAUCGCACAUUGUUAGAUGCCUUAAUUCCAGCUUCAACAGUUCUCCAGGAGAAGUUAAAUGCUGGGGAAGACUCUGUUACUACUUUUCUCCUUUCAUCUGAAGCAGCUUUGGCUGGGGCUGAGUCAACCAUACACAUGCAGGCACAGGCCGGCCGGUCAACCUAUGUGCCCGUGGAGAUACUUGCAUCGGUUCCAGAUCCAGGAGCAAUGGAUGCAGUAUCAUGGUAUAGAGCAGCAGCUUUAGCUGUUAGGGACAAGUGCCAGCCUUCGUGAUUAUGUAUAUGCCCUGCCCCUUAUGCGUCAAUGAUCAAUUCGUGCUCCUUUUUUUGGCUGCAGAUCAACCAACAAAAUCCUUUUCUUUUUCUUCUUUUCUUUUUGCUCUUUGUCAUUUAUAAUUUACGGUCUUAACAAUUUUAAGCUUUCUUCUUUUCUUCUUUGCUCUUUGCUCUUUGUCAUUUAUGUCUUCAUGUGGUUUAAUGAUUAUUUGUAUUGAUUUCUUUUAUUUAUUUCAAUAUG
This is a messenger RNA of Humulus lupulus (European hop), 1035 nucleotides long. Its product is annotated as putative 3,4-dihydroxy-2-butanone kinase. Gene Ontology annotation, biological process: glycerol catabolic process. The coding region runs from base 1 to 792 and encodes 263 amino acids. Gene Ontology annotation, molecular function: glycerone kinase activity. The record is from RefSeq and is a predicted model, not a curated record. Gene Ontology annotation, cellular component: cytosol. The transcript has 8 exons. Lineage: Eukaryota; Viridiplantae; Streptophyta; Magnoliopsida; Rosales; Cannabaceae.